This is a messenger RNA of Siniperca chuatsi (mandarin fish), 1433 nucleotides long. Its product is annotated as syndecan-3-like. The record is from RefSeq and is a predicted model, not a curated record. The transcript is spliced from 5 exons. Lineage: Eukaryota; Metazoa; Chordata; Actinopteri; Centrarchiformes; Sinipercidae. Gene Ontology annotation, cellular component: cell surface; membrane. The coding region runs from base 78 to 587 and encodes 169 amino acids. Gene Ontology annotation, biological process: cell migration.
GGCAGAGGCUCGAGGUUCGACCAACACCUGUAAAGAGGAAGAGCACAAAAUAAACCGAACACCAACUCAGCUGAAACAUGUGGAUAUCUCUGACAGCCUCUUUAUUUUUAGCUUUGGGAUUAAUACAUCCAGUUAAUAUGUCGUUUUCUGCCCUUCCUGAAGACUUGGAGGGAUCAGGAUGUGAUCUGGACAGUUCUGGUUCUGGUUCAGGGGAUUGGUCAGACCAAGGUAAAAUGAAAAACAUCAAGGAUCACCCCAACGGCAUAGAUGUUUUUCCAGCAAACGCAGGAAGUGGAACUGAGAAUUCUUUUCAAGGUUCUCCGAUCCUGACCUUUGACAAUACACACUGGCCUGCAAAAGACAGCGGAUCAGGAUUUGGUGUUUUGGCAAACAGCAAGAGUUUCUUGGAGAACAAAGACGUCUUUGCAGGUGUUAUUGCAGGAGGAGUAGCAGGAGGGACAAUUGCAGCUGCACUGGCAGCAAUAUUAAUCUACAACUGGCACAAGAAAGAUGAUGGAAGAUACAUUCUGGGCCAGCAGAGUGCUUCAGAUGAAGAUUACGAACCCAAAAGGCAAGAAGUUGUUUAACUGUCCACACUUUUGAAAAACCAAUGUUUGCUUUCUAAGGUGAUGCUGAUGCUGACAGGCUCUGUACCUGGGAGGCGGUGAUAGUUAUUUUUGCACUUAAUGCAAAUAUAUCUAAUGUUCAUUGGUCAUUUAUUUAUUAUUAUUUGUGAUAAAAUAUGAAUGAUUCUCUUUAUUUAACAACUUUUUAGUUGCAUAUCUUUUACAAAGCCUACAUGUUAGGCUUAUGCCUGAUUAGACGUUUUCUCAGGACAGUGUGAGUGUGUACAGAAAAUGCUUGCCUUUUUCUUGGAAGACAUUUUUGACAUGUCACAGUAGGAAAAGCACAAUUGUAAUAAUGAAAUUAAUAAUAAUGGUAUUGUGCUCUAUUGGGCUCUAUGUCACACUAUCAUGGAUUACUGGGACACUUGAAUAGAACAGAGACGUUGUUAAUGUUAUUAGUAACACCUGUGCUUUACCUACUAUGACAAGUCAAAAAGUCUGCUGUGAACUGGCCUACUGACAUCUUCCUUCAAAGGCCUUUCAAAGCUGCAUGCAGGACUAAAGGACCUCAGUACUUCUAAAAUCCUGGCUACAGCCCUGGUUGUGCCAAAGAUAUUUGAUCCACUGUGCUAAGUAGGGAAACCUCAGUGUUAUCCACCAUUACAGUUAGCUAAAUAAUCCAUGUUAUGUGAAUUAAGAAUCUAGAGGAAACUCAUUUGAGGAUGUAUAUUAAAUGUAAAUUACAAUGAUUAGGUCAUGAUGAUUGGCUGCUACAAUGUAACUCGUUAUCUCUUCUACAUAUGUGCCAUUAAAUGAUAUUUAAUAUGUUUGUAUUCCAUAAUUGUUAAUAAAUGAGCUUAAUAACUA